Molecule: messenger RNA, 654 nt
Organism: Ipomoea triloba (trilobed morning glory)
Lineage: Eukaryota; Viridiplantae; Streptophyta; Magnoliopsida; Solanales; Convolvulaceae
Exons: 1
Coding region: 1-654 (217 amino acids)
Molecular function (GO): endopeptidase inhibitor activity
Source: RefSeq, a predicted model, not a curated record
AUGAAGUCUCUUGUGCUUCUUUUCGUCACCUUUUUAUCAUUAUUCGUCCCCUUUGCCUUCUCCUUAGAGUUUCCCUUUCCACCUUCUGUGACGGACAUCGAGGGCAACGACCUCCAGCUCGGCGUCCCAUACUACGCCUUCUCCGCCGCUUUCAUCCUCCCCGCGGGGCUCUGCCUACUCGACCUCAAGAACCAAACCAUAGGCUGCCCGCACGACGUCGUUCAGUGCAGCCUACUCUACAAGCCCAUCCUCGGCUUGCCCAUCAUCUUUUCCACCGGAGGCGCCUUCAACGCCACGCCAGGCGCCGUCGUCAAGGAAGCCACUCCCUACACCGUCCGGUUUCCGGUCACCGCCGGGGGGCUAUUAUGUCUCAAGGAUACCGUUUGGGGUUUAGCUGACGUCACUCCCUUCUGGAAAUUCGUCACAACGGAUCCUAACGCCGCCGCCGCCGAGUUCCAGGUGCAGAGAGAGGGGUUCGGAUAUAAGAUCGCUUAUUGUGUAUAUAUUCCAAUUCCUCGUAUUCCCGUUUGCUAUCCCAUUGGGUUCAUACAGGAUGGUUUCAACAGGCGUUUGGGUGUGGGGCUGGGGGUUAACACCGCCCAGUUCUUCUUCACCAAGAAUGGCACCUUGCUCCACAACUAUGCCACUUCCUAA